This is a messenger RNA of Salarias fasciatus (jewelled blenny), 2242 nucleotides long. Its product is annotated as peptidyl-prolyl cis-trans isomerase C-like. Gene Ontology annotation, biological process: protein folding; protein peptidyl-prolyl isomerization. The transcript has 6 exons. NCBI's taxonomy places the organism in Eukaryota, Metazoa, Chordata, Actinopteri, Blenniiformes, Blenniidae. The record is from RefSeq and is a predicted model, not a curated record. The coding region runs from base 102 to 734 and encodes 210 amino acids. Gene Ontology annotation, molecular function: cyclosporin A binding; peptidyl-prolyl cis-trans isomerase activity. Gene Ontology annotation, cellular component: intracellular membrane-bounded organelle; cytoplasm.
CGCUCCGGGCCUGCCGCCGCAGCCGCCGCAGCCGCAGCCGCUCCUCCUCACCGGGCCCUGUCGCCGUCACCUCCGCGUCCUCUCUCCGGGACUCAGACAACAUGGAGCCGCGCUCCGUCCUCCGCCUGCCGGCUCUCCUGCUUCUCUCUGCCGCCUGCCUGCAGCCCAGCUCCGCUGCAGCGUCCAGGACCGGACCGAGAGUCACGGAGAAGGUCUUCUUCGACAUCACAGUUUCAGGUCACGAGGUCGGACGCAUUGUCAUUGGCCUGUUUGGAGAAGUCGUUCCUGUUACUGUCAACAACUUUGUUGCCCUGGCAACAGGAGAGAAAGGGUACGGCUACAAAGGCACCAAGUUCCACCGAGUCAUCAAGGACUUCAUGAUCCAGGGAGGAGACUUCACGGCCGGAGACGGAACCGGAGGUCACAGCAUCUACGGAACAACUUUCACUGAUGAGAACUUCAGACUGAAGCACUUAGGAGCAGGCUGGGUGAGCAUGGCGAACGCUGGUCCAGACACUAAUGGCUCUCAGUUCUUCAUCCUGGCGGCCAGAGCGCCGUGGCUGGACGGGAAGCACGUGGUGUUUGGGAAGGUCCUGGACGGCAUGUCUGUCGUUCACACCAUCGAGCUCCAGGACACCAAUGACAGGAACCUUCCGUACACCGAGUGUGUGAUCGUCAACAGUGGGAGGAUCCCCGUCAAGGAGCCCUUUGUGGUGGAGGUUGAGGGCUGGUAGACACACACACACACAUAUACAUACACACUCCAAAUUCUAAGUGUGCCAAAAUCACUUUUUUCUAAAUGCUAAUCUGCUAGCGUUAGCAGGGUAGCGUGGGGGUUUUGAUCGUGUUGAACAGAAAGUGAAACAAUUUCAAACUGUAGCAGAUUUUACUAGCUGUCUAAGUGUCCAUACAUCAAGGAGGAAGCCAACACCAUCAUGUUUUACUUGCUAACUCAGAAACCAUGGAUGUUGGGAGGCUAGCAGAGACAAAGAACACACUUUCGAAACACAUGUUUGACACACAGAACUGGCUAGUUGCUAAUGUAGCAUAAUGCUAACUUUCUGGUGCUGCACUGAUCCCUGCUGUUCAGAUGUUAUCUGAGAUAUUCUAUCAAGUUCUCAGAUCAAGUGGAUCAGAUCAGUUCCAUAUUUGUAAAUAUUGAAAAAGUUGGAUUUAUUGGAUUAAAACAGCACAAUUACAUAUCGUGACAUAAAUCUGGCGCUAAUUGAACUGUCAACAUCGGUUAGCAUCUCCCUGCCUGCCUUUGCUACAAUCUACUGCAAUUCUUCCAUUGUUCAUUCACGUUUUAAAGAAAACACUUUAUAAUCAAAGUUAAGUUUAUUUGUCACAUUUGUUCCUUUCAGGAGCUUAAAUGUUGCUGCUAAUAAGCUAAUACUGUUAGCUUGGAAACAUAUCUGUGGUUUGAUGUCCACUGUGAGACUUUCAGCUUUGAAAGAUUUUCUUCCUGAUGCUACCUUGAAAAUGCAAUAACUUAUUUAUUUGAUAAAUGAUGUUAAAUAUACAAAAAAAAAACUUUGUAGCUUCCAUUUAACUGCUAGCUAGUAGACAUGAUGAGAUGCAUGAGGAGAUUUAAAUGUCAUUUAAAGGACUGUGUAUGAGUAAGUCUUUAAAUAGUGCUUCUUAUUUUGCUAGCCUUACUGUUACUUUCAAAAGCUUCUAGCUUUUAUUUUUUUAAUCACAUUCUCCACAGCCUGGAUUUUUGAAUUCAUAUGAAAAAACACAGAAAUAUGUGUUACUCGGUUAAUCUUAAACAUGAUGGCAAAAAACUUUAAAAGUUCAGAAAAAAGUUUGAGCAAUGUUGAGAAAAUUGAAAAAAGAAAGUAAAAACUGCUAAAAUAAUGGAAGGAAAAGUCAGAAUGAGAAUUAAGUGUGAUGAAAUCGUGAAGUCUCUGGAAAGGGUUAGCACAUAUUGUGAAUGAUAUUGUUUCAUAUCUUCUGUUUAUACUUUGUAGUAUGCUAGCUCCUUAGCAUCUUCAUCCUAUAGCAUGGUCAUUAAAUGUCACAAUUCCAACUUUACUCAGUUCAAAUCUGAUAUUUAAAGCGGAAUGGUCGUUUUUACAAUCUGGACCUUAUUUCACAUUCGAAACAACACCAUUUACUCACCCCUUUGACUUUCAUGUGAUUUGCAGUUGGUUCGGAGAUAAUUAGGUACUCCCAUAUCCAUAUAACGGCAGCGGGCGGGGCACAUGCAGCCAUUACAGACACUCAUUUCUCUUAUGUU